GCUAGAGUAAAUAUUUUCUCUUGUAUUUACUAUCUUGUGUGUCACCAAAAAUAAAUCUGGGAGCUUCUGUGGGUCUCAGGUUGUGAUGAUCAUGGUUCCGCAUCGCAACAAAGAAAGACUCAAAACCUCAAACACAUAUGAGUAAAAUUAUAAAACAUCCACUUCAAAUAGUAACAGGAGUUAAGUGUAAUUAGUUACAUCCCCCCUUAGUGAUGUAACACUACUGAAUCACAUUCCUGAGUGGCACUGAGCCUGUUGAGGAUUCCUGCACUGGUCUGUGCAUGCUUGGUGCAGUUAGACCAGAUUCCUGCACGACUGAGGCGGCUACACACACUGAGCUGAGGUUUGACACUGGGGCGGAACAGCAGCACAACAAAGAUCAAACGGCUGUGACACAUGUAGAGUAUAGUCAAGGUGACAAACACACACGCACACACACGCACACACACUCUCUCACGUACUGUAGAGCAUUGUCAGAUUCUGUAGUUUAGGGAACAUUUGCCCCAUCCUGACCCAGGAUCAACUCCAUGAUCAGAGGUCAGUCAGACACUCAAAUUGCACACCUAUACAUAAUAUAUUAAAUUAAAUUAAUUCAAUUCUAUUUACUUGAGCCUUAACUUCAAAGGUUAGUAUACAACUUAUAAGCGUAUAGCACCAGAAAAUAGGGUUGAAUGUGGUAAUAUCCUGCUGCAGUUUUCAACUAAAAUUGAAAGUUAACUACAGUCUUUAUCUGUAUAUCUAUAUUUGUGAAAAGGCUUUUAAAGCAACAAUUCACAACUUAGGGUUUAGUUGCAAUAUAAUCAGUCAACUCGUGCCAGUUCAGUGUUUAAACAGAAAUAGACGGAUACAAACUGGCAAAGAAAGACAUCACAACACAUGUGUGUGGAGUUGGCAGGCCAGUCAGUAACAGUGGUGGGAGUUUGGUUUAUUACCCUGAAAAUGUCUGCUACUCCAGAUCUGCAGGCCACCUCUGCUCGUAGACUUGUAUGCAGUAAAGUUUCCGCAUUCUUUUUUGGAUCCUGAAAAGAGAAGUUAGCUAUAAUUAGUGCAGUACUAAUCAAAAACACAUGCUUUAUGUCAGUGAUAAUGUUUCUAAUAAUAUUGCUAAUGUUGCUAGUAUUUUAUAAAACGUGCAUCUGCAACCUGCAUUGAUUUUCUGCCCCAUGGCACUGAAAUAUUCCCCACUUAAUUCCUAUUUAUCAACAACACCAUGAAUAGGUGAAUUUGUAUGAUAUUUUAUAUUUUAUUAUUUUUAUAGCACACUCUUCAGCCUGGCUCUGUGAGGGACUGGUGAUCUGACAAGGGUGUAGCGUUUUGCCCUAUGUCAGCUGGGAUUGGCACCAGCGCCCCCAUGGCCCUCAUGUGGGGGAUAAAGUGAUGGAAGAUGAAUGAAUGAAUGAAUGAAUGAAUGAAUGAGCGAAUGACUCUUCCCUACUCUAUUUUAGUAUUACCGGUGUAAUUUGGACUUGAGCAGACAUUUGUGUUGUUAUUAGAAAUGAGGACUGUCAGGUUAAGAGGGUGAAGACUCUGGGUUGGUAGGACUGUAGCACACACCUGUGAGUUUGUGCAGCUGUUAGUGGACAAGAGUAAGAAAGUUUUAUGUAUGGUAAUCAGCAAGGGUCAAAUUCUGAUUUGUCUUUUAUCACCAGUAUCAUAAUGCGGGGAGCUCAGGUCACCUCCAGCAGACAGACUGUGAGUAAGUAAAACUGCUUUCCUUGACUGACUUGUGAAGUGGUGAUCAGUGAACUGGCCCCAGUACUUAUUGCAUCAAGCACACUUCUCUUCAGUUGGUGUAUUUUAAGGCCAGACCUGGAGAAUCUGUCCCAGUGCUACUCUUACGCUCUGCCUUGCUGCCGUGAUAUCAGUGCGUCAUUUUCCACAUUAGUAUGAAACGGUUUUCGUCUGUGGCUUUCCAUAGCUCAGGUGAUGAGGGUGGAACCAACUCCCUGAGUGACGUAAUUUCCAGGAAGGAGCCCGCUGUCUGUAUCAUGGCCAUGUGUCUGCAUUUAGAGCAUUCCAUUUACUUCUUUGUCAAAUAGUAUAACAUAUGAAAAACUACAACACAGAUAUUGAAACAAUGACCUUUUAAUAAUCAUAACAAAUACGUGGGGCACUGUGUGUUUUUUGUUUUGUGUCGCUUUAAUUUCUUAUCCAAACACUGCCAAAGUCAGCACGCACACACUGGUACUCUUGGCAAGUCACUUGGACAGUGAUGCAAUGAACAGUCAGACAGACAGACGUUGCUUGCAUUUAUAAUAGGGAUGUAGACCCUAGUGUAGUCCAUUUUCCCAUGGUGAAGUUAGUCCUGGUGAAAUUUAUCUAUCGUGCAUUUGUCAGCAGUGGGAUUGAAUGAAUGAAGACCCUGGGAACAUGAAGUUACCUCCCCAUCUCAACAGCCCCUUCUGCUUUACUGGUGUAAUUCUAUAAGGAAAUCAUGAAUAGCAGGAGAGAGAGAGAGAGACCCUAUUGAGAUGACCCUUUCUUUACAUUGUAACUUAACUCCAUUUCUUCCGCUAUAACACAUUGACAAGGAGAAUCCCUCUAAAUAAUGGGUUGUGCAGGGACACCAUUGCUGCAGGCUGCAACCCUGUAAUUGCUGAGCACUUCCUGGUGUGGACGGCAGUUGAGACGACAUGGGAAUGGGAGUGUCUCCAAAAGCACACAAACCUUAUUGUGUCACUGCCCCGAGACACACGCAACACACACACACACACACACGUUUCAUUUCCAGAUCAUUGAUUAUAUGUAUUAUAUUUUUCCUCCAAUAAAACAUGUUAAAGCAAACUUAUUUAAAGAAACAAAAACUACUUUUGCAGACAAACCUUGACACCUGUUCUUUCAGAGGGAACUGAAUCAUUUUCAUUGACAAAGCAAAGUAGGGGAAAGGUCCAGUAUAACACACUCUUGGCCCAUACUACAAUAUCUAGAUUGAUGUAGGGUUAUUAACGUUUUAGCACUGAAUCAUUUACUCAUUUACAGGUUUUCACUCAUACACAAAGAGAGACACAGACACACACACAUACACACAUGCACGCAGACACACAGACUCAGCCUCUUGGCAGAUGGUAAACCAUGAGGUUGACAGGGCUGUAAAACAAGCCUGUUCUCUUUGUCCACCUACGCAGCACUUUGCAUAGUGUGUCUAUCAGAUGGCAGCGUUUUAUCAAGGUGUGGUUGACACUGGCUCCACACAAAGCUCUGUUAAACAGAAAUAUGGGAAGCCUGUCUCUAAUAACUGAGGUGCCACGGCAGCUCUCUCUCUCUCUCUCUCUCUCCCUGUCUGUCUGUCUGUGUGUCUGUCUGUCUCUCACUCAUUGCUGACAUUUUGCACUCAGCCACUGACAGUAAAUGGGACAUUUUACAGCCUUGUCUGUUGGCUAAAAUAACAAGAUUGUCUGGUGACUGCUGCUUCCUCCUUGUGUGAAAUGUGUGAAAUGUGUGAAAUGUGUCAUAACACACGCUGUGGUGCAGUGGUGUGUGAUACCCGCAGUAUUUUCUCUGUAUCUGUGCCACACAGAAAAGUAUCACUGAGUUGUUGUCAGUUGCACUGGCUUGGUCUAUAUAUAAGUACAGUUGGCGUGGUUUUGAGAUGCAUUCGUUGCGUAUGGUUGGCAGACUGUAUAUCUAAUUAUAUGGAUGCAUAGCUGCUCAGUCUAGAGCCUCCCACCCCUGUCAAUUAUCAGGCUGGUGGGAGGAAGAAGGGAGAUUAUGCAUAAUUGCCAACACCGACCAUGGCUGUGCCUGGGUGUUUCCUCCUGAGUGGAAUCACUGAGACAGAGGGUGAUUAGUGGAUUUGCCAUGCGAGCACACAAAUACUAUGUUGCUCAACGGCAUAGCUGCUACUGGAUUUGCCACUAGACAGUAUGAGUAAUGAGGACGUCUGCUGUAAAGGAAAGAUUCAGCCGAACGCAUAAAGGUUAAAAUAACAUUUGUAAAAAAAUAUUUGCAGGCUUUAAUUUUAAAUUUAAAGUUAUUGCACAUCUUUGGGUGUUUUGCAGUUAUCAUAAUAAAUAAUAGUGUUUGUAAGGUUGUCAUAUUGGGUCAGAUUACAUUUUUUUUAAGGUUUCUUUCUAAAAUAUUAUUUCUUCAUUGUACCUAUUGUGUCAGGAUACAAUACCAUGGAAAACUGGCAAAUCCAUUUUGAUUGACACUCAGCGCUCAUGUUACCAUAGGGUUCACACAACAAAGGCUUACGGGCAAUUAAUAUUGAAUGACGCUAAAUUUAGAGGUGGGGUGGGUGUGGGAAACAUUAUCUUGAGUCGUUAGUUUGUCUUGAGCUGUUGCUGUUGUUGUAAAAUUCAGUCUACAAGUGGCAACUGUUGCUAAGGGUCCCAUUACCUGAGUUACCGGCGACUGUUUACUCCGGUCUAGUAGGUUUGCAGCGCGACAGACUGAACUGCAGACAGACAGAAGUGUUUUCAUUCACAGGCCCUCGGUCUGUUGGUUUGCCGUUUGUCUGGGCCGUGCAGUUGGACUACAAGGUUGAGCACACAUGGUGGAAAAGAGUGGAUGAGUUUAUCUGGAUGUUCAUGUGUGUGAUGACGGCGUUGCAGCAUAUUCUGACAAAAUAAAACCCACCUUCCUCACAGAAAAGGUCCAACUUUCCUCCCAUGGAGGAACAUUUCGGGCCAUUGCCAAUAAGCUGCUAUCAGCUAAUGUGAGGUCAUGUUAUUUGAGUCCUGCAGUGAGGGCCAAGGAGAGGACACAAGGCUGGAGAAGAAACAAGAUGAAGGAAUGGAGAAAGAGGAAGUGGAGGUUCCCCGCCACAACAACACGCCCUCAGAGAGCAAAGUGCUAAAAGAGGUGCCACUUGACCACAGUGUCACGCAGGGUGUGAUACCAGAAUGUGUACUGGAGCAGGUCCAGAGAGAGGAGAUCCAGACUCUGGCAGAUAGAAAGAGGAUUUCCCACAUGAAUGUCAACCAAGAGAGCCGAGUCCGAGGGUCAGGUGUGUGUGUGGUGAAGCAAUAUCUCCGCAGGUCUUUUCCCAGGGGUGUGUUGACCAAGGACAGAGAGCGACAUAUAGAUGAGCCGCGGGGUCCAGGACUUUUCUAUUUCUUUGGUGGAGCCAAUGGGGCCGAAAUAGUGAGCAGUUACCUUGAAAGCAAGGGGUGGAGGAGGAUUUACAACAAGCACAGGGAGGAUUUCAAAAUCAAAUGGUGUGAAACUAAGUCACCAGUCAACUACUGCAACUUCAGAGAAGGUGAACAGUUGAUGUACCAGAUUCCUAACAACAAGGUGCUCACCUCCAAGAUUGGCCUUCUCAGCAGUCUGCGAGAGUACGAGCGAGUCAGCAGCAAAGUCAACCAUGGCCGAGGGCUGAGGAGGCUGAAGAUGGAGGACUUCAUUCCCACCACCUUCCGCAUGGAUGUGAAGGAGGAGAGGGAUGCUUUCUUUGGUGUGAGAAACAACGAGAGUCACAUGUGGAUCUGUAAACCCACGGGUCUGAACCAGGGCAGAGGGAUCUUUCUGCUGAAAAGCCAGGAGGACUUAACUGCGUUCAGACUGAAGCUGCAGAACAUGGAGGAAAACCAGGCCAACAGGAGGAUGCAACACUGCCAACGCCAGGCUCGCAUUGUCCAGCAUUACAUUCAGAGCCCGCUUCUCCUGAAAGGGAAGAAGUUUGAUGUCCGCUCUUACAUGCUUAUCGCCUGCACUGCACCGUUCAUGGUCUUCUUUCACCAUGGUUAUGUGCGACUGACCUGUGACCUCUACGACCCUAAGUCCGACAAUCUGUCUGCCCACCUGACCAAUCAGUACAUGCAGAAGAAGAACCCCCUGUACAGUGAGCUGAAGGAGGACACUGUGUGUUCCAUGGAGAACUUCAACACCUACGUCAAUGAGCGGUUUCAGGUUGCUAAGGCUCUGCCCAGGGACUGGGUGCUGGGUGUCUUUGCAAAGCGAAUGCAGCGCAUUAUGACGCAGUGUUUCUUGGCAGUCAAAUCCAAAUUAGACUGCCGACUGGGCUUCUUUGACUUGAUUGGCUGCGACUUCAUGGUCGAUGAGGACUUCAAGGUGUGGCUGUUGGAAAUGAACUGUAAUCCAGCUCUGCAUACAAACUGUGAGGUGCUGAAGCAGGUGAUACCUCAAACUGUGGUGGAGACUCUUGAUUUGACUCUGGAGAUCUUCAACAAGCGUCGUCUCAGGCAGAGAAUCUUCCCUUUGGCCAAUCAGAGAGACUUUGUUCUGCUCUACAAUGGAAAUUUUCCUUACGAUUCAGCACUGACCUGCAACAAGAACAAAACCAGCAGUGAAUUACUUUGUAAAACCACAAACAAGACACUAAAAAAGACUAAAGCCAGAAGGUGCAAGUCAGUAAUUGAUGCGUUAGAUGAUGACUGUUUGAAUGUGUCAGUGAGUGGUGAUGAAGCACAGAUGAGUUCAAAGACUGGCCACCAUCCAAACUCCUCCUCUUCAGUGCUCUUUCUAAACUCAUCACCAGUACAGAGACCCAUCAACAUCCGGCAGACUGUCAGGAGCAAGAGCCACAGGCCGCGGGUCCAACUACAGCUGAGCAAAUGUACUGUGCAUCACCAUUUGAAGUCUGCAGGGGACAUGAAGCAUCCAAAGACACGGGUCAUCAUGGCGCUGUCAUCAUCUUCACAGCUGAGGAAGGGGAUCUCUGUCUGUGGCUCUCUGCAGACAGGACUUCCUGUGUGUGAGGAUCCUGCUGAUCAGGACUUCAGAGAGGAGACAAAGAGUUUAGCGAAUGAAAGAGAAGUGGAACUGUGAUGAAAGUACACAAACAUCUGUGGUCUAAAAAUAAAUCGACAUGUCAGACACCUGGUACUGCAUUAUUCUUAAAGAAAUGCCAACACAAUCCAUGUCUAACAUGACAAUAAAGAAUCUAUUUAUCUCCUUAGUGUUGAUAAGAAGUGACAAAUACGUUUGUA
Messenger RNA from Solea solea (common sole), 6893 nucleotides. RefSeq names its product tubulin tyrosine ligase-like family, member 10 (gene ttll10). The transcript has 12 exons. Gene Ontology annotation, biological process: protein modification process. NCBI's taxonomy places the organism in Eukaryota, Metazoa, Chordata, Actinopteri, Pleuronectiformes, Soleidae. The record is from RefSeq and is a predicted model, not a curated record. Bases 4666 to 6732 code for a protein of 688 amino acids.